AUGAUAAAUGCGUCCGGCUUGCGGAUAAUGUAAGUUUUUUUAAAUGUUUUGGGUAAGGACAUUGUUGUUUUGACUUAUUUUAGGUAACAAUUUUACUAUCUGGGAUUUUUGGGUAACAAAAUAACUUUUUUUUUGGGUUUUUAGGUAACAAUAGUAAUUAUUUUGUGAUUUUAGGUAACAAGAUAACUUUUUUUUGGUUUUUAGGUAACAAUGGUAAUUAUUUUUUGAUCUUAGGUAUCAAAAUUACUGUUUUUUCAUUUUUUAGGUAACAAUACUAUUUUUUUUUGAUUUUUAGGUAACAAAACUACUUUUUUUGGAUUUUUAGGUAACAAUACUAUAUUUUUUUUUAAAUUUCAGGUAACAAUUUUAUUUUUUUGGGAUUUUUAGAUAACAAUAGUAAUUAUUUUGUGAUUUUUUAGGUAAUAAAACUAUUUUUUUUGAUUUUCGGGUAACAAUAGCAAUCGUUUUUUGGUUUUUAGGUAACAAAACUACUUUUUCUUAGAUUUUUAGGUAACAAAAUUACUGUUUUUUCAUUUUUUAGGUAACAAUACUAUUUUUUUUCAUUUUUAGGUAACAAUAGUAAAUAUUUUUCGAUUUUUAGGUAACAAAAUUACUUUUUUUUUGAUUUUAGGUAACACUUACAUUUUCCUCCUUUUUUAGGUAACAAUGUCUUCAGUAAUUCCUUUAUAGCCAAUAUAAACGCCAUUUCAGCCUCCACCUUACAAUAUUCACCAUCAUAACCCAACCAGCUCAAAACGAAGUCAUAGCCACGUUGAGGACGAUCGUACUACAUGAUUCGAAUGUAGGUGAAUGGAGACUGUACAAUCGAUGCAGUCAUGGGUUCGUCCAGCUCUUCUUGAACAAUGUCAAUGCUAUGGGAAAGUCGGAAAGCGAAUGUUUGAGUAGGUAUCAUAGUUAAUAUGCAAAUUCGUGCUUUUAGCUCGUUUUUUGGUACAAAAAACGGAAUGGGACGACAGUUUCGUACUCAAGCAGGUUCAUUCCAAACGAUACCUAUGUCUCAAUAGCAAGAUGGGCUUGAUCUCGAAGGUAUGUAUCUAUCCCUACCCUACCCUACCCUACCCUACCCUACCCUACCCUACCCUACCCUACCCUACCCUACCCUACCCUACCCUACCCUACCCUACCCUACCCUACCCUACCCUACCCUACCCUACCCUACCCUACCCUACCCUACCCUACCCUACCCUACCCUACCCUACCCUACCCUACCCUACCCUACCCUACCCUACCCUACCCUACCCUACCCUACCCUACCCUACCCUACCCUACCCUACCCUACCCUACCCUACCCUACCCUACCCUACCCUACCCUACUCUACCCUACCCUACCCUACCCUAAUCUACCUUACCCUACCCUACACUACGUCUACUCUUUCUCUUGUUCAUACUCUUACAAUCAUCUCUACUCAACCAUAGUCUUAUAGUAUCUUAUACUUAUGUAUUACUGUACUUGGAUCUACGUAUGUCUUACUGUAUCUUCUACGUAUGUCUUACUGUAUAUUCUACGUAUGUCUUACUGUACCUUCCACAUAUGUCUUACUGUAUCUUCUACACUACCGUACUCUUUUUUAUUUUUUUCCUAAUUACAUGCUUUAUCUGCAAUUUCCAGUCGAACCUCUCGUACCGUUGUCGAUUCAAGGAGCAUCUGCGCAAAUCCGGCUACUCCACAUUCGAAUCCAGGUGGAGGCGCGGCUAUUUUAUUGGAUUCGACACGGAAGGCCAGCCGCUUUGUUCUCGCAACUCGUCGCAAUGUUUCCAGUUCAUUAAGCUCGCCUCAUCGGCCAAUAAAGGCCCGAACAGGGACUGUCCAAGUGCUUACCGUCGGCGUGCGCAUCGUUUCGCCGUUCCCCAAAUCAACGAAAUCGAGUCGGCGUCGGCAUUCGACGUUUUGAAACAGACCUUCAUGCAAAAAGUGUUGUUGUAG
Molecule: messenger RNA, 1945 nt
Organism: Bursaphelenchus okinawaensis
Lineage: Eukaryota; Metazoa; Nematoda; Chromadorea; Rhabditida; Aphelenchoididae
Source: the annotation of a GenBank genome assembly